AUGUCAGAUAUCAAGGAGCAGCUUGAAGUCUUCAGCUCAAAAGCAGAGGAAAUUGUCGACCGACUUGGUCAGCCAUUGAAGCCAUACCUCCCCAUCCUUGGACGUUUUCUCAUUGUCGCCACUUUUCUCGAGGAUGCUCUUCGAAUCUCGACUCAAUGGGAAGAUCAAAUCCUUUUCAUGGAGCAUAGCCGUGGUUUCCCAUCGGGCAUUUCCCAUCUCUUCCUUGCACUCAAUGUAGUGGUCAUGUUGGCAGGUUCAGGCAUGGUGAUUGCAAAGAAGCAUACGCAAUAUGCAGUGUACGGAUUAUUGGGAGUGGUGGUUGCUCAAGCACUUGGAUACGGCCUGGUGUUUGAUUUUCAGUUCUUUUUACGCAAUCUCUCGGUGAUUGGUGGUUUAAUGAUGGUGUUGUCAGAAUCCAUGAUCCAGAAAAACAAACAGGCCAUGUUUGCUGCUCUGCCACAGAUCUCGGAUACCGAUCGACGCACGUAUAUUCAAUUGGCAGGUCGUAUCUUGCUCAUUUUCUUAUUCAUUGGUUCGGCUUUCCAUGGUGAUGAAUGGUCUUUGGCUCGUAUCAUUGCUUCGGUGCUUGGUCUUAUUGCUAGUGUGAUGGUUGCUGUUGGUUUCAAGGCACGUUACUCGGCCGUCUUUAUGAUCCUGUUCCUAUCAAUAUUCAACAUCCUCAGCAACAACUUUUGGUCAGUCUCCCAUACUCAUUAUCAACGCGACUUUUUGAAAUACGACUUUUUCCAAACACUUUCCAUUGUCGGUGGAUUCUUAUUACUUGUCAACAUGGGUCCCGGUGGUUAUUCCAUUGAUGAGAAGAAGAAGGCAUUUUAA
Messenger RNA from Lichtheimia ornata, 837 nucleotides. RefSeq lists its product as uncharacterized. Gene Ontology annotation, cellular component: membrane; endoplasmic reticulum; endoplasmic reticulum-Golgi intermediate compartment. NCBI's taxonomy places the organism in Eukaryota, Fungi, Mucoromycota, Mucoromycetes, Mucorales, Lichtheimiaceae. The record is from RefSeq and is a predicted model, not a curated record. Gene Ontology annotation, biological process: Golgi organization. The transcript is spliced from 2 exons. Bases 1 to 837 code for a protein of 278 amino acids.